AUGACAGACACUGCAGCAUCAUCACCUGAACGCGAUUGCAUAAUACAUUACAUAAAACUUGUAAAAGAGCAUCGCGAAUUGGAAGAAAAUUUAAAAAAGCUCCGUGCUGACAUGAAAAAGGUAAACCAGAAAUUUGAUAAAACUGAAGAUGAUUUGAAAGCACUUCAAAGUGUAGGACAGAUAAUUGGACAGGUUUUACGGAAAAUUAGCAAUGAUAAAUUCAUCGUAAAAGCCUCCAGUGGCCCUAGAUAUGUUGUCGGUAGCAAGGCCAAUAUCGACACAUCAACUCUUGUAUGUGGGACCAGGGUAGCUCUUGAUAUGACAACACUUACAAUUAUGAGAUCUCUCCCUAGGGAAGUGGAUCCUACCAUCUUCAACAUGUUAAACGAAGUUGAUAUGGUUGAUGGAAAGGAAAGGAUUGUUGAGUAUAAUGAAAUAGGAGGGCUUGAAAAACAGAUUAGGGAAAUGAGAGAAGUUAUUGAGUUACCCUUAAGGAGCCCAUACUUAUUUAAUCGCGUUGGAAUUAAACCACCAAAGGGAAUUCUUUUAUAUGGGCCCCCGGGGACGGGUAAAACUUUACUUGCAAGGGCAAUGGCUAGCAAUAUAAAUUGCAACUUUUUAAAGGUUGUGGCAAGCGCAAUAGUGGAUAAAUAUAUCGGCGAAAGUGCAAGAAUUAUCAGGGAAAUGUUUGGCUAUGCUAAGGAUCAUCAACCUUGCAUAAUAUUUAUGGACGAAAUAGAUGCAAUUGGGGGACGCCGCUUCUCCCAUGGUACUUCUGCUGAUCGUGAAAUACAACGUACUCUUAUGGAAUUAUUGAAUCAUUUGGAUGGGUUUGAUGAAUUGGGCCAAGUUAAAAUUAUUAUGGCAACUAACAGACCUGAUGUCUUGGACCCUGCAUUGGUUAGGCCAGGACGAUUGGAUAGGAAGAUUGAAAUACCCUUGCCAAAUGAGGCAGCUAGAGUUGAGAUAUUGAAAAUCCAUAGCAGUAAAUUAAACAAACAAGGAAAUAUAGAUUAUGAUGCUAUUUGCAGACUUUGUGACGGGUUUAAUGGAGCUGAUAUGAGGAAUAUUUGUACUGAAGCGGGAAUGCUUGCGAUACGUGGAAUGAGGGAUUAUGUUAUUAAAGAAGAUUUUUUUAAGGCUGCAAGAAAAAUUGCCGAAGUUAAGAAACUGGAGGGCAACAUAAACUAUGAAAAAUUAUAA
Molecule: messenger RNA, 1203 nt
Organism: Babesia microti strain RI
Lineage: Eukaryota; Apicomplexa; Aconoidasida; Piroplasmida; Babesiidae
Product: 26S proteasome regulatory subunit T4
Exons: 7
Coding region: 1-1203 (400 amino acids)
Biological process (GO): positive regulation of RNA polymerase II transcription preinitiation complex assembly
Cellular component (GO): cytosolic proteasome complex; proteasome regulatory particle, base subcomplex
Molecular function (GO): proteasome-activating activity; ATP hydrolysis activity; ATP binding
Source: RefSeq, a predicted model, not a curated record